CGUACUGCAUCCUGGACAGGCUGGGCAAAGCACGCUGGCAAGGGGAGCUGCAGAGAGACCUGCACGCCAACUCAUUCAAGAUGGACGCUAAGAAGCUCCACUACCUGCGGCGGUCGCUGGACAAGAACAACCUCAUCACCAUGCAGAGCCACGUCAUCCGCAUGCCCAGCGGGGGGCAACAAUGCUCCAUCUUGCUACUACUCAAACGCUUUCACGUCGACAGACGAGGUAAGUAUGACAUCCUGAUGGAGGGUCUGUCCAACCUGCUGCUGACUCAGCCCAACCGCACCGGCAUCAUGAUCAAACUACGACACCAGCUGAAUGUGUCCGAGCGCACCUUUAAGAAGAUCUAUCAGUACAUGAUGACCAAUAAGCUGGUGGAAGUCAUGAGUAAGCCCGUUCACCAGGUCAACCCAAUGACCGCCCCCAUCAAGACCAGGAAAGGCUCAGACCUGGUGGUACGCUGCAUUAAGUUGCUGAAGCCAUAUGGGAGGAAGGAAGAUGAUGACGAUGACGAUGAUGACGAUAACGGCAAUAGCAGCUUGGUGGCAGAGGGCCGCGAUGUGGAGAGAGACGUCGCCUCACAGGCUUACGACAUCGUGGUGAGGUCAGGCACUAAAGGCAUUGCCCAACGGGACAUCAGGAAGCAGCUGAACGUGGGCAAGCUGGAGAGUCGUAUGAUCUGCAGGCUGUUGGAGAGGAACGAAAUGAUCAAGGGCUUCAUGGAGGACGAGGGCCGUCAGCGGACCACCAAGUACGUCAGCAAGCUCUUUGUGGAACAGAGUAAACUCAAGCAGCAGUUUGCCAAGGAGCACGAGCGGAGUCUCCUCCUCUACGGAGCUCACCCCUCCUCCGCAAAGACCCCCUCAAAGACCUCCAUGAUCCCACAACGCACCACUCCCAUGAUGACUCCAGGAGGCUCCACUGACACGACCCCAGCCGCCUCCAACACCAACACCAACACCAGCAUUGUCAUGACGACGCCAUCUACCACCGCCUCCCCAUCCAGACCAAAGGCUAAGGCCAGAGCCUCCACCUCCAGGACUCCCAAGGGUCCCCCAGCCAAGCGCAAGAGGACCAAGGAGGCGCAGGAGGAAGAGAAGGGGGAAGAGUGGGCGAUGGAGCUGAAGCAGGAGCAGGAGCAGGAGGCGCUGGUCGGGCCAGUGCCCAGGGUAGCGCUCACGAGAAUGCCAGGAGAUGUGGUGGAGGGGGAGACUGUGCAUACGCCAGAAAGAAAGAGGAAUGCUGGGAAGAGUAGUGGGGCACAGCUGACCACUCCCUCACGUCUGAAACAGACCAAACUCAGCUUUGCUGCUGCCGCUGCACACUCCACACCGCAGAGUGCAAAGACAAUGCCUUCCAUGCAUCUGAUGGGGGACGAAACUCUGGCGUUAAUGGAACAAGAAGCGUCAGCCAUGGGCAUGGACCAAUCAGAGCUCUGCAUGGACACUUCCACUGCAGAUAACCCCGCCCCUGAUCCCGCCCCUGACCUCGGCCCCAGCCAAUUACCUGAUCCGGAGCUGGUGGAGGAAGUGGUCGACCCUAAAAUGAAGCUUCCAGGAAGGCUUAGCACGACGGACCAGACGAAGGUGACCUAUCGACUGCUGAAGCGCAAGAACAUCAUCAUCGAGGCGGUCAACAGCCUGCGAAUAAUCGAGAACGUCUUCUCUCUUCAGAAGAUGCUGAUUGACGAGGAGCGUAAGGAUGGUGUGACCUCCCGAGUGUGCAAGAAGAGCAUCCUGCGGCUGGUCAGGAGUCUGUCUAGAGAGGGCCUACUGAGGCUCUAUAGGACCACCGUAAUACAAGAUGGAAUUAGCAAGAAGGUGGAGUUUGUGGUGCACCCCUCCAUCGCCCCCGACGACCCACUGAUCAAGAGUGCCAUAGAACAGGUCCGAUUCCGCAUAUCAGGGUCCUACACCGCCAGCAAGAUGCGGGCGUAUGACGAGCGUAAAUUGAGAGAGGCUGGAGAGCUGCCGUUGCCCACGAGGCACCCCAACAAACCCCCCGCACCCCCCAAACUGGACCAGAAGAUGGGCAUCGAGCCACUACGCAAGAUCACCCUCAACUUUGUGCCGGGCUACGGUCGUGCGCUGGGCUUCCAGGCCAAGAUGCCUCGUCUGCGUCUGGUCCACACCUUCAUCUGGUACGUGUUGUACGGACACCCCCUCAAGCAGGCCCAGUUUAGCCCGGGUGACCCCAACGCCCCCGUCAACCCAGCAGGGUAUGGGCCGUCGCUGUUUGACCAGGAAGUGGAGUUGCUGGAAGCUGGCGUGCCCCCUGGCUCCUCCUCCUCUGCUGCCCUGUUGAAGCAGAGGCGGGGACAGGAAGUGACAUCACCCUCAUCACAGGGGCGGGCACAGGAAGUGACCUCGUCAUCCUCGUUCAGCAUGCUGCGACAUGAGGGGGAGGUGGUGCUGAGCGACACAGACGUGGGAAACAACAAUAGCUUCGCGGAGGAAGACAUGCAUGUCUAUGUGGAUGAGGUGAGCUGGCGGCGGUUUGUCCCUCCGGUGGCGGUGCAUAAGGACUUUGGCCCCGGCUGGGCCCUGACCAGUGACAUCCUCAUCAGAAUGCCCCUGUCCAUACUGGUGCAGAUCGUACACAUCAGCUACACGGUGGAGGGUCUGGAGGAUUAUCUGAAUGACCCAGUGAAGAAACAUUACCUCGUCCGCUUCCUACCCUCCGACAUGAAGAGAUUGCUGCUCUACAAACGGAAGUACGUGUUCAGCUUCUUCGAGACCUUGGAUCGGCUGUGCGGUAUGGGCCUGAUGCAGUUCGAGCAGUUUGAGAAAUUCCGGGAGAAAGAUCAGGUGUUUGUUUACAUGAAGAGCAACGCCACCAUCACGGAUACGACGACGUGCGAGCCGCACUACAACCUGGCGAGGAGCUCGCGGCCCUUCGAGAAGCGCCAGUACCACUUCAGCUCCAUGCAGGAGGUGGACAGCUACUGGUUCGAUCUGCUUUGCGUCUGCCUCAACACACCGCUAGGUCUGAUCCGGCCCCAGAAUGUGGAGGGAGAGGAGACUCAGGAGAGAGUGAAGCAGGACCCCCAGAAAUACCCCCGAAUACGCCACUUACUUCCGCGUGGCAAGGAGGUCAUUGACGAUGGCGAAACCCCCGGCGACGGCAUGGGGGCGGGUGGCCUGGACUCAGAGUACUAUGCCCACCUCAAGAGGAACUGGGUCUGGAACUGCCACCUCGACAAGAACAAGAACAAGACCACGUUGAACCUUAAGAACCACCCAAGCAUGAGGCUGCACAACCUGCUCACUAAACACCUGUUCUCCAAGAACGCCUUUGGAGGUGACAAGGGUGGUGCUGUGGCGUGUCUGCUUGUUCCCCAAGCUCUACAGCCAAAGCAGACAGAGAAACAACAAGAGGGGGCAGAGAAGCAGGUCUUGGAGAAGGUGGAGAUGCGUUUGGAGCCCAGAUCUCGGAAGGAGGAGCACCGAGGAGGGAAGAACCGCAAACGCCUCAAGAAGCCCAAGGAGCCCAAAGAACCCAAGGAGAACAGCGUCGUCGUCGACAAACGCAGGGGCCCACGCCAAAAACCGGUGGUGCGUCAGUACCUGGAUGAGACGGACAAGGAGGCUCUCCAGAGGAUGACGCGCCAGAGAGUGUCCUGGAGCCAGCAGGAGGACAGCUUCCUCAUGCUCUGCAGAGUGGCAUGCCACUUCCUCAACCGCGAGAUUAAGAGGCCGUUUGUGCCGUGGCAGGCUGUGCGUGAUCUUCUGCAUGCGGAGAUAGAGGAGUCUCUGGACAAGACGUCUCUCGCGGUCGGACGCAGAGCGCGGUACAUCAUGAAGAACCCACAGACGCAUCUCAACUUCAAGAUCUGCCUGGCCGAGGUGUAUCAGGACAAACCACUGGUGGCCGAAUUCAACAACAGGACGCAGGACUACAGCAACCCAAAGGUGUGUACAGAGGAGUAUAAGGAGUUUGUGGCUGUGCUGAGGAAGAAGUUUAGCAGGGCCUCAGGAUCAUGCCUCAUCGAAAUCCCCGACAACAAAGAGGACCUCUUCCAGAGGUUUAAGGUGUACGCCAUUGGGGAUGACUCUCCUGUGGAGUCCAAGGACGUCAUCAAAAGUGAGGAGGACAUCCAAUCACUGGUGCUGUUCAACCUGAUCCAGAGCACAUUAGCUGUCUCAAACCACCAGUCCAAGAGCAUACUGUCUUUCCAGACGUUUCAUGUGUAUAGUCGCUACAAGCAAGAGAUCCUGUACGAGGUGUUCAUCAAGUGCCAGAAGAACGGCUUGGUCAACCGUCGCCGUAACAACCCCAAGAACACGGUGAAGAAGAACCGCUCGAUGCCCUACCUGCCCAUGUCCUAUCAGCUUUCUCAAGCCUACUUCAGAUUGUUCACGUGGCGUUUCCCGCUGAUGACCCUAAGCGAGUCAAAUGACUACCUGGAGACGCUGCUCGAGGCCGGGGUGGUGGACCAGCCCAGCACCAUCUACGUCCAGCCCAAGGACGCCGAGACGGAGGUGGAGAAGGAAGGAGAGAUGGAGGUGGAGCAGGAUAGAGAGGUGGAGAAGGAAGGAGAGAUGGAGGUGGAGGUGGAGAUGGGAGAGGGAACAAGAGGGACGGGAGGAGAGAACAACAGAGAGACAGAGGGAACGGGGAUGGAUGGAGGAGAGAGGGAGCGAGGGGUUGAGAAGGACACGGACGGAGAACAGGAGAUGGAGAAGACGGCCCCAGGUGGAGGACAGAUGGAGGAGGGGGCUAGGAUGGCAGAUGAGGAGGAGAGGGAUGGAGAGAGAGAGACAGGGACGUGCAGAGGAGAGAUAGAGGGAAGAGGGACUGAGAAGGAGACAGCAGAAGAGAUGGAGAAGACGGGAGCGGCGGACGACAAAACUAUUGAAGAACAAGAGAAGGCAGAGGGGACCAUGGAAAAUAAGACAAGUGAAGGAUCAUCAACAGUAGCACCCACAACAGGGGGAGGAGAGGAAAGGGCAUCAGAAAGAGGAGGAGAAGAGGUAGCAUCAGGUGGAGGAAUAGAGGGAGAUAAGAGAGCAGGAGAAGAUGAAGGAGAAGGAAUAAGAAGCGUUGUAGUAUCAGAAGGAGAAAAAAGAGCAGAGGACGAUCCGUCACUUCCCCCAUUGCCAACCCCGGAAGAAACGGCAACACCUGCAGCAGAGGGAGGAGAAGCGAGAGAAGACGAAAAUGAAGAGUUGAGAGAAGGACAAGAAAGAGAAGGAGGAGAAGAAAGAACAGUAGAAGGACGACCAGAAAGGGGAGGAUUAGAAGACCGUACAACUCUUCCGCCGAUGCCAACCCACGAGUCCCUGCUGCAAGAGGCAGUGAUGUCAGCUCAGCAGCUGGAGGGCAUGGUGCUGUUCCCGGUAGAUGCACCAGGGGGCGCCUGUCUGGCCUGCAUGAGCCUCCUCACGCUGGGCAUGAUCUCCAUUGAUGUGUCCAUACCAGAGCAGAUCGUGGUGGUGGACAGCAACAUGCUGGACAGUGAAGUGGUCAAGAGGCUGGUCAUGGAGGUGCAGGAGGAGGACGAGGCGGACGAGGAAGGAGGAGAGGAAGGCGGCGAAGCCAGGAGGAAGGUGGAGGUGAAGCCGUCGCAGGCGUCCCACACCAACUACCUGCUGAUGAGGGGCUUCUUUAUGCCCGGCAUCAGCUCCAAGGUCAAGGUGACCUCUGCCGACAGUGUGGUGGUCAACGCCUGCACGCUACACGUACGACUGAGGAGCACGCCCGCACACACACUCUUCCAGAGCAGGGACUCCUCUCCUGCCCUCUCCACCGUCCUGAAGCCGGGGCCCUGCCAAAUCCCGCAGCGCUUCGUCCGCACCUACCAGGGCAAAGGGAGCGACCCGGCCGUGCUGGCCCAGCGAUGCGAGACCGAGCUGGGCUACGGCAUGGCGGACAUCGGGGCGGCCCUGGAGGUGUGGGCCGGAGUGGACCAGGGGAAGCGUUUAGGAGUGGAGCGCAGUGACCUCCUGGGGGGACUUCAACACCUGGUGGAGCCCGAAGGGAGGAGAAAGAGAGGACUGAGCCAGUACAUAAAGGAUCUAGUCAGCAUUGGAGAGCUGUUAGAGGUGGGUGCCCAGUCCUGCCGUCUGGUGACCAUGCGUGACUCUCCUCCAUGGCUCCUUCGCGUGGUGCCAGCCGUGGUGGCCACCCGCUCCGCCCAGGCCUCCGCUCACGCCCUCCAUGCCCUCAAGGCCCUACGCUUGCCACAGUGGAGGCAUGAGCAGAAGAUCAAGCCGCCCCACAAGGGACCACAGGGCCUGGAACAGCUGGUGAAGGACAGAGGAGGUGGAGGAGGAGGGAAUGCAGGUGAAGGAGACGAGAAAGGAGGAGAAGGAGUAGGUGGUGAUGGAGGAGGGAAAGGAGCCGAGGGCGAGAGAGUUGGAGGGAAAGAAGGAGGAGAAGGAGGAGGAGGAGAAGAGAGUGGAGGAGGUGAGAGGGGAGGAGGUGAUGGUGAUAGAGUUGCAGCUGCUGGAGAUGGAGGAAAAGGAGGAGCAGAGCCAGGGAAAGGAGGAGGUGAAAGCGGAGCUGGGGAUGGAGCAGGAGUAAGGGUUGGGAAAGCAGGAAAUGAUGGAGGAGAAGGUGGAAGACGAGGAGUAGAGGGCUGUGUCGGAGGAGAAGACGGAAGAGGAGGCGGUGAUGGUGGGGAUAGAGGAAAGGCAGAAGAAGGAAAAGGAGGAGGAGACAGUGGAAGGGUGGAGGAGUUACGGAGGGGUUCAGAAGUAGGAGCUGGGGAUGCAGGAAUGGGAGGAUCAGGAGGAGGAGGAGUAGGAAGUGGAGGCACACUGCCAAAGAAAAGACUUCACACAUCAGCAACAGAAGGAGGAGGAGAAGGAAGGGAUGAGGAAGAGGAGAGAGGAGGACCUGUACCGAAGAGGAGGAGAGCCGAGGAGAAGGAGAUGCCAGGAGCUAUGGCUAGUGAUGAAGUGAGGAAGGAGGAGAAGAAAGACCAGGAUAAGGAGGCCGGCGGUCAACAGGAGGAGCGACAGGAAGAGGAGAACGUGGCAGAGAGCUCCAAGCAGGAAGACACAGCAGUUGACUCAGAUGAAGAGGGAGAGCGUGAGCGCUUCAUCAGUCGUCCGUGGCGCAUGGUGGACGGCUCUGUGAACCCCUCGGUGUGUAAAGGCAUGCUGGAGGCCGUGCUGCACCACAUCAUGACCAAGCCGGGCAUCACCGAGCCGCUGCUCAUACACCACUACACACUGGUACUGCAGCCGGUGGUCGUCCUGGACCUAGUGCAGACUCUGAUAGAGAUGGGUUGUGUGCGGCGCGGCUACCUGCGCCCUCCCCAGCGCCCCUCCCUGUUCUCGGGGCCGUGUUGUGCGGCGGUGGUGUGCCCCGGACCCCUGGCCGAGGCUGAGACGGCGGGGGAGCUGGAGGCGGCGGCGGCGCGGCUGGGCUACACGGCCUUCUACGAACCCACCGUGGCGGCCGGACUGCUGCUGGGGAAAGCCUACCCGAACGAUAGGAAGUGGAAUAUCCUAAACUUCUUGAGAAAACAGAAACAGCAACAACAACAACAACAGAGUCCAGAUGCUAGCAUGAGUCUGUGAGACUGUGUGCGUGCGUGCGUGCAUGCGUGCAUAUGUGAGUGUGUUAGCAAGACUGCAGUUGGGUAAAGCCUACCUACACGAGAGACAGUGGAAUAUUCUAUACGAUCUACGGGUAUCACAAGCAACAGCGACAAGCACAGCUAAGUUUGAGCUGUUUGUGCGUGGGUUUGUGCGUGCGUUCGUGCAUGCGUGCGUGCGUUUGUGCGUGCGUGUGUUUGUGCAUGUGUAACAUGGAAAGUGUGUAGCCUACGCCAGAGAAAUAUGUGUGAUGUAAGUUUACUUCAGGAAGCCAGACGGGCACCAAAGGAAGAAUGUGUGUUUGUGUAUAAUUGUUAGUGUUCCCACACACAAUGUACAUUUAUCAGGAUAACCCCUGAUGCUCAUGGUUUUCAUUUCCUAAGAUGAAUGUUAAUUAUUAUGGUUUGUUGUGUUUCUGUUUUUUUUUCUUAUCUGAUGUUCAAAAUAAUGUUAAACUAAUAAAGAGUUUUAUUUGUUUUUCCAAGA
This is a messenger RNA of Engraulis encrasicolus (European anchovy), 8036 nucleotides long. RefSeq names its product general transcription factor 3C polypeptide 1-like. Bases 81 to 7532 code for a protein of 2483 amino acids. The record is from RefSeq and is a predicted model, not a curated record. Gene Ontology annotation, biological process: transcription initiation at RNA polymerase III promoter; 5S class rRNA transcription by RNA polymerase III. Gene Ontology annotation, molecular function: DNA binding. Lineage: Eukaryota; Metazoa; Chordata; Actinopteri; Clupeiformes; Engraulidae. The transcript is spliced from 43 exons. Gene Ontology annotation, cellular component: transcription factor TFIIIC complex.